This is a messenger RNA of Macrobrachium nipponense, 776 nucleotides long. Its product is annotated as histidine-rich glycoprotein-like. The record is from RefSeq and is a predicted model, not a curated record. Bases 117 to 674 code for a protein of 185 amino acids. Lineage: Eukaryota; Metazoa; Arthropoda; Malacostraca; Decapoda; Palaemonidae. The transcript is spliced from 2 exons.
GCCGCUUACCUCUCGACUCGGAUAGAACUCGCCCGGAGGUUGAUUUACUCCCGAUUUCUAUAUAUAUUUAUUGCGCCGUUCGUUUGUCUGGCCAGUGCUCCAGGAUCGUUGGAGCGAUGAAGUUUUUGGUCGUAGCGCUCCUGGCGACGAUCGCGUCCUCGGAAUACGUCUACAAGACGCCCCACAACGCCCUCCCCCUGAACCCCGGACCGAGCGUGGUCGACAGGAAGGUGAUCCUUGGGCACCUCGAUAGACACGGGCCCUUCCACGGGCUCCGCACCCACGGAUUAGGACACGUGGUGUCCGAACACGAACUCCUUCCCGAAUACGGCGUCCACGACGAGUACCUUCCUCCUCUCGCUUACGGUUACGGACACGGGGGACACCCCCAUGCCCACCUUCAUGGGCACGUCCACGCCCAUCCUCACGCUCACGUUCACGCCCAUCCUCACGUCCAUGUCCAUGCCCACCCUCACGCCCACAUCCACGCCGACCCUCACGCCCACCUCCACGCCCAACUUCUUGGGGUCAACCAUGGAAUCCUUGCAGGACCCCAUGACGUAUACGGACACGGGGUUGGAGUGGCUCACCAUCCGUAUAACGGACAGUCGUACGUAGCACCCAGACAUCAUGGUAAUUACGGCUACGCACCUCAUUAUGGGUAUGAGUAUUAGUGUGUAAUUGUGAAUAGUUAUGAGAAACAUAACUUAAUUUAUGAUUUAAUGUUAAUAAGAAAUUUUUUUACAUUUUUUGGUAAAUAUAUUUAAUAUCCAGUG